AUGGCGAAACGGACACGCGGCGAAGCAGUGUCUGGGGACUUGGCAACUUCAACCUAUCUAAGGGGUCAACCUACGGAAGAGGUCAAAGCCGAGGUUGAGGUCGACCUCAACUCUUCAUUACAGAUUCCUUCGCACAUAGCCAUCACCAAAUGGACUGUUGCAGACCUCGGCAAUUCUUGCCCGCCAAUUCCUCAAAUCUUAGAUCCAGCGCUGGAAACGGCCGCGUUGACGCAUCCUGGAAAAGUUAAGCACCGGACAGAUCCCAACUAUGAGCGGCUUGAGUGGAUAGGGGAUGCGUAUCUUGAAGUCAUUGCCACCUCGCUCAUUUACCAAACAUUCCCGACUCUCGAGCCGGGGAAAUGCGCCCAGUAUCGCGAGAUGCUUGUCCGCAACAGGACGCUGUCACAGUUCUCUCGCCAGUACGGUCUGGACAAACGAGCCAACUUUCCCGAGGAGUUUGACCUCGAAGGGAGGCUUUCCGGCACCACGGCGAGCGGAGCCAAGCGAGAGAAGGCCCAGGGCGACAUCUUUGAGUCAUAUGUUGGAGCUUUGAUUCUAUCCGACCGCAAGGACGGCAUCAGGCGCGCUUCGGCGUGGCUCAAGGCUCUGUGGGGUCCUAUACUAGACAGACAUAUCCGCCAAGAGGAACACCGAGUUCCGGUGACGACCAAAGAAGCCAUCAGCUACAAGACACAACUGGAGGCGGCCAUCGGCACCAAGGGCGUCAAGAUUGAGUACCGAGAUCUCCCUUCUACGGGCAAGAAGGAUAGGGAUACCAACCUGCCUCUUGUCACCGUUGGCUGCAUCCUCAACGGGUGGGGCGAAACGGACAAGCAGCUCGGGUUCGGAAACGCUCUCGGCAAGAAAGAAGCCGGACAAAACGCCGCAAAGAUGGCAUUGGAAAACAAGAAGCUGAUAAAACGAUACUCGGAGAAGAAGGCGGCCUUUACCGCUGCGAGACUCGCUCAAGUCGCGGCUGAAGGAAGCCUAGACCAGCAAACCAGCUAG
This is a messenger RNA of Lasiosphaeria miniovina, 1008 nucleotides long. RefSeq names its product ribonuclease III domain-containing protein. NCBI's taxonomy places the organism in Eukaryota, Fungi, Ascomycota, Sordariomycetes, Sordariales, Lasiosphaeriaceae. Gene Ontology annotation, biological process: RNA processing. The record is from RefSeq and is a predicted model, not a curated record. Gene Ontology annotation, molecular function: ribonuclease III activity. Bases 1 to 1008 code for a protein of 335 amino acids. The transcript is spliced from 2 exons.